AUGACAUUUUCGAAAAAAAUUAGCAGAACAAUAAAAAAGACUUUUUUAAAAACGUUUGUAUGGAGUGUCGCUUUAUACGGCUGCGAGACAUGGGUUAUUAAUGAAAAGGAAAAAAGAUCCCUGGAAGCAUUUGAAAUGUGGUGUUGGAGACGAAUGGGAAAAAUAAACUGGACAGAAAGAAUAACAAAUGAAGAUGUAUUGACCCAAGUUGGAGAAACAAGGCCCUUAAUUAAAGCCAUAAAGCGACGACGAUGGGACAUGAUGGGACACGUUUUACGUCAUGACGAAGAAUUGCAUCAUACUAUAAUAGAAGGUGCAAUUGAAGGACGGAAACCACCAGGAAGACCAAGAAACUCGUACAUAUCUCAACUGAAAAAUGACGUAGGGUUUGAUACAUACGCCGGAUUAAAAAGACUUGCUGAAGAUCGUGAUAAGUGGAGAGCGAAGUUAAAAACGUUGUAA
This is a messenger RNA of Cinara cedri, 462 nucleotides long. The record is from the annotation of a GenBank genome assembly. Lineage: Eukaryota; Metazoa; Arthropoda; Insecta; Hemiptera; Aphididae.